Molecule: messenger RNA, 1962 nt
Organism: Medioppia subpectinata
Lineage: Eukaryota; Metazoa; Arthropoda; Arachnida; Sarcoptiformes; Oppiidae
Source: the annotation of a GenBank genome assembly
GCCUGGAGUCCGCCAUUUGUGUCACAUUUUGAGUGCAAAUCGUGUUUACAGUCAUUAUUAAAAUGUGUUUUUAAUUGUGAUUACAAUUAAUCCCACAAUUAAUUGCAUUUCACGUCAACUGAUUGUCACUCAGUUAUGACAGACGCCGGCUUUUUUCGGGGCACGAGUGCUGAACAGGACAACCGGUUCGCCGAUAAGCACAAGAAACUGUUGAAACAAUUGAAGUUUAAUGAGAUUCUGGUCAACAAAGUGGACAUAAAGAAAGUGAAUUUGGAUGUCUUGAGGCCAUGGAUUCACACGAGAAUUGCUGCGUUGCUGGAGAUGGAGGACGAAGUUGUGGUCGAAUAUGUCGUAAACCAAUUGCAGGCCGAAAAGUUCCCGGACGGAAAGCUGAUGCAAAUCAAUUUAACCGGUUUUCUCAACGGCAAGAAAGCGCGUGAAUUUAUGGGCGAUCUCUGGACUCUAUUGAUCAGCGCUCAGAACUCUGCCGACGGUAUUCCCGAAGAGAUGGUUACUCAGAAGAAGGAAGAGAUUAAGAGACGAGAGGCUGAAGAACUGAAAAACGCGACCGAAGAAAAAGCGAAGAAUGGGAAACCUUUUGGCAGAUCGUCACCAAAUCGGCGCAGAUCUCGUUCCCGAUCUCCCGCCCGAAGGAACUCACGCUCUCCGCGGAGACGAUCGCCGAUAUCCCGAAGCCGUCGGAGUCGGUCUCGUAGUCCGCGCGGACGGAAACCUCCGCCCAAAAGGGAAUACUUAGCUAAGAGUACUUCGCGAUCGAAAAGUCGCUCUAAGAGUAGGUCGCGUUCACCCGCGCGAAGACGUUUCGUGAGUCCCAGCAAAGGGUCGGCGAAGAAUGCGUCGCCACAGAAAGAGUCGUCAAAAUCUCGCACUCCUUCUCCGAAAAGAAGCACAAGUUCUGCUCCGAGUUCUCGAUCGCCGUCUCCGGCACUCAAACUAAAACCAGAUCCCGAGGAAAGUGUAGUAAAACCCAAAGUGAACGACACUAACAGUAAUCCAUCGCCUGAUAAGAAACGUCAAUACAGAGGAAGGGAUUCAAAAGAGAAGAGCGGUUCCGAUGGAUCCAAGUCUGGCUCGAGAUCUCGGUCGAAGUCAGGCUCGAAAUCUCGUUCGCGAUCUAAUUCGAGAUCAAAGUCUGGCUCCAAAUCCCGUUCGCCGUCCCCUCGAAGGAGACGUCCCUCAGCUUCGCCCCGAAGGAGACGCUCCAGAAGUAGAUCUUUGAGGCGUAGAAGUCGUAGUCGAUCUCGUAGUCCAAGAGGUUAUGGCAGAUAUCGAAGCCCUCCCCGCCGUGGGUUCGGACGAAUGCAAUCUCCGCGACGUUUUGCGCCAGCGAAACUCUUGUCUAAGGCAAGCGGAGGCGCAGCCGCUUCUAGAGCAAGCCCCUCAUCGUCGCCCUUACGUCAGGCAAGACGUCCUCAACGAUCGCCUCCACGAGCGUCUCCUCCCAGACAUUCCCGUCGAUCGCCAUCACCGCCAGUGACCCGACGACGCUCUCCAUCACCGCCAGUAUCGCGACGCCGCUCGCAAUCGCCUAUCCGUAGACGCGGUUCGCCCGACAAUAAGGACAGACAACGCGCCGAUAACAAGAGGUCAGCCUCACCUCCGGGUCCUCUUCGAGCCAAUCUUCGAGCACAGAGAAGGUCGCCCUCACCCGUCACUAAAAAGGUUCAGAGAGAGGUUUCACCGCCUAAGAGGUCGCCCAUACGUAACGCUCCUUCACCUAAGAUAUCACCCAUGAAUGCCUCAUCCGAUCGAAGGUCUAAUUCUAAGUUAAACCCGACUUCUACUCAAACAAUAACUCCUUUGCCUAAUAAACCAAAACCUGAAAGACAUAGACUCUCGCCUCAGAAUAGAAGAGAUGCUAAACAUAGCGUUAAAAGUGAAGAGAAAGUAGUUGUUAAACGAGAGGAACCAAUUCGUGACCAAAAGCACACCAAUGAGUAA